AUGAUUCUCGGCCGCCUCAUACGCACCCUCCGCGCCGAGCACCUCUCCCUGCUGCCCGUGGACUGGGUGACGCGCAUCUUCGUGACCGGCGACGUCGUCGCCUUUUCCCUGCAGGCGGCCGGCGGCGGCAUCCAGUCCGGCGGCACGCUCGACCUGUACAAGCUCGGCGAGAAGAUCAUCAUCGCGGGCCUCUUUGUGCAGAUCGUCGUCUUCGGCUUCUUCGUCGUCACGUCCGUCCUCUUCCACCGCAGGAUGAACACCCAGCCGCCGACCGGGGCGUCGGCCGCCAAGGUCCCCUGGCGGCGCUACCUCUGGGUCCUCUACGCCACGAGCGCCAUCAUCCUCGUGCGUAGCGUCUUCCGCGUCGUCGAGUACCUGCAGGGCAACGGCGGCUACCUCAUCUCGCACGAGAUAUUCCUGUACAUAUUCGACGCGCUCCUCAUGGCGCUCUGCAUGCUCAUCUUUGCCGUGUGGUACGUGGGGCAUCUGGAGAGGAAGCAAAAGCAGAAAGGGCGCCGCCGUCAUGGGCAGCAUGACGUGGAGAUGGAGAUGGGUCGCAGGUGA
Messenger RNA from Verticillium alfalfae VaMs.102, 564 nucleotides. Its product is annotated as RTA1. The record is from RefSeq and is a predicted model, not a curated record. Bases 1 to 564 code for a protein of 187 amino acids. NCBI's taxonomy places the organism in Eukaryota, Fungi, Ascomycota, Sordariomycetes, Glomerellales, Plectosphaerellaceae. The transcript has a single exon. Gene Ontology annotation, cellular component: membrane.